UCCACUCAUCAAUAUCUUUGUUGUUGUUGUGAGACUUUGUUGUGAGGUAAUACAAUGGCGAUGAUAGUGGAUGCUUUUGCAGGAAAGCUGGUGGAGAGACUGUCUAAGGUCAUUGAAGAGAAGGCCAUCAUGGUGUUAGGAGUCAAGGAUGAGCUCCAAAGACUCCGGCGGAGGAUGGAGAGGAUCGCACGUGUGCUCAAGGAUGCCGAGAAGAGGAAGAUCCAAGACGAGACUGUCAAAGGAUGGGUCAAUGAGCUGAAAGAUUUGAUGUAUGAUGCUGAUGAUAUCAUUGAUCUUUGCAUGAUACAGGGUACUGGGCUUUUGCAAGAUGUUGAUCAUCCUUCUCAGUUGGCUGAGUCAAGCACUACCACUGCCUCAACAAGGGUACGCUGCUGUCACUUUCCAUUACUCUCUUGUGUGCGCAGUGUUCCAUCUCGCUAUGAGAUUGCUGAUAAAAUUAAAAGUCUGAAUGAUAAGCUAGAAGAGAUAUCUGAGGACAAGGAUAGGUUUAAUUUCAUAACUUCUUCUAACUCAAGUGAUGCAUAUCCUAUGAAUGAAGCUUCUUAUCGGCAAAGUUCCUCCUUACCUGAACCUGAUAUCGUGGGUUGGGAUAUCAAAGAUGCUACUAAUAGUCUUGUUGAAUUAUUGGUCUCUCAGCCUGAAGAAAAAUGCCGUCUUUUUGCCAUUGUUGGCAUGGGGGGUAUAGGCAAAACAACACUAGCACAACAGAUAUAUAAUGAUCCAAAAAUAAAUGAUGCUUUUGUGUUACGUUCAUGGAUUUGGGUUUCAAAAUCUUUCCCAUCAAGGAUUGAUUUGCUAAAAGAAAUCAUAAGAAAUAUUGGGGGUAAAUAUGGAGAGUGCACAACAAUCUCAGAGUUACAAAAUAUACUUUGUGAUUUCCUGUGUGAAAAGAGCUUAUUUCUAAUUUUAGAUGAUGUUUGGGAUGAAAACAUAUGGGUUGAUUUAAUUAAAAAUGCAAUAGAAAGAACAACAACAAAAUGCAGGGUUUUGGUCACCACAAGAGAUAGAAACACUGCUGUAAAAGUGGGGGCAACACAUAUCCAUCAUGUUAACAAACUGCCUUCGGAUGUUGGUUGGGAAUUGCUAUGCAAAAAAGUUUUCACAAACAAUAAUACACAAGAUAUGCAGAGACUGAAGGAUAUCGGGAUGAAAAUUGUUGAAAAAUGUGACGGUCUUCCGGUUGCUAUAAAAGCCAUUGCCGGUGUUCUCGUAACAAAAGACCAAAAUAAAAGAGAAUGGGAGAAUGUGCUUAACAGCGAUGCUUGGACUAUUACAGGACUUCCAGAAGAGCUCCAAGGAGCACUAUACUUGAGUUAUGAAGCCUUACCUUCAGCUCUUAAACAUUGUUUCCUCUAUUGUGCUCUUUACCCCCUUGGUCGUAAAUUUCAUUCAAAAGAUCUUGUUUGUCAUUGGACCGCAGAAGGUUAUAUUGAAGCAAAGGGAAAUGCAUCAAUGGAGGAUGUUGCAAAAAGCUAUUACAUGGAAUUAAUUUGUAGGAGUUUCUUACAACCUGAUCCUGAGUAUGUGGAUAUGUCAAGUUGCACAAUUCAUGAUUUGUUGCGAGAACUAGCUGAGUUUUUUGCAGGUGAUGAAAGUUUUUCAGGCGAUCCACAAGAAGUACAAAGCACCGAAUCAAUGAAAAAACUACGCCGUUUGACAGUUACAAGUAAUAGGGAAAGUGUGAGCAUUCCACAUCUUGAUUGCCUGAGAAGCUUGCGGUUAUGGACUCCUCCAAGUUUGAACACACAAAUGAUUGGCAACUUAAAACAUUUGCGUUUAUUACUUCUCAAUGGAGACAAGAUUGAAAAUAUCCCUGAUAGUAUUGGGGGUUUAGUGCACUUGAGGCUUUUGAAUUUGGAGCAUACAUGCAUUCAUAACCUACCAGAUUCUCUGGGAAAUCUCAUUAAUUUGCAAUUCUUGUUGCUUGAUGAUUGCAAGUCUUUGCAUAUCCUUCCAAAAAGCAUAACUAAGCUAUACAAUUUGAGGUGGCUUGGGCUAAACGAUACACCUUUGAAUUAUGUACCAAAGGGCAUAGGCAAGUUGGAACACCUUCAUCGUGUGAAAGGAUUGAUCAUCGGAGACAGUGGUGAUGAUGGAGAGGAGGGAUGCAACUUAGAAGAGAUACAGAUGCUUGAAAAACUCAGUUACCUUUCUAUAAGAAACUUGGAGAAAUCAAGCAUCAAAAGUUCUUCAGUACUGUCAAGCAAGACUCAUCUCAGAUCACUAGGGCUUCGUUGCACAUUUAAUUACACUGAUGGGCAUAUCCAACAGCAAGAGAUGGACAAGAUUGUGCAAGUCUUUGAUGAGCUGCGUCCGCCGCCAUGCCUUGAAGUUCUACUGAUUAAAAACUUUUUUGGUGGUCGAUAUCCAAAGUGGAUGUCAUCCACUUCCAUUACUACUGCUCUUCAAGAGUUGACUUUAUUGGUCUUAAUUAAUUGCUCAAAUUGCCCUCAUCUUCCCCAGCUUGGCCAACUUCCACAGCUCAAGGUUUUGAAGAUAGUUGGAGCAAUUGCGGUGGUAUCAAUUGGCCUUGAAUUUCUCGGUAAUUAUAACGGAGAACCUACAGAAAUUGCCUUCCCUAAGCUUGAAACCCUCAUAUUAGAGAACAUGAGUAAUUGGGAGGAAUGGUCAUUGAUUAGUGGAGAAGAAGAAGACAACGAGCCUGAAUCUAGCAAGCCAUUAAUGUUCUUCCCCCAUCUCAAAAGCAUUUUCAUUGUUAAAUGCCCUAAGCUGAAAGCUCUUCCAAGUGGCUUAAAUCGGGUUAACAUACCAGAAUUGUUCAUUAGAGGAGCUCACAGUCUUUCAAGGGUCUCCCAUCUUUCUACCUUGAAAGAAUUGGAAGUCACUGAUUGCCCAAUGCUGGAGUGUGUGGAGAAGCUUGAGUCUCUGCAAAGCUUGAAGGUGAUUGAUUAUGAAGAGGGCAACGCUAGUCUCCCUCAGUGGCUCAUCUCUUUCCUCCAACAACGUGAAGAAAAGCCUCGUGAGGAUGAUCUAUUCAAGUUGUAUUUGGAGUGCAGUGUCCAAGCACUAAAGGGAUGUUUGAAAGGGUGUCCACAUUGGUCGUUCAUCCAGCGAGUACCACACUUCAUAGGCUAUGCAGAGGACCAAAGCAUGUAUUUGAAGUACACCAAAGAACCAUAUUACUAUGAAACCAACAUCACUGAUGAGGAUUAGGAGGAUGAAUCCUUUAUUUGAAUUAGAUUACCACUGAAAAAUGACAUCCGAACACCAAUUACUGGCAAAUCAAUAUUUGACUUGAUCAUGACUCAAGUGUAUGAUAAUAAUUUGAUGGUUUCAAGUUAUACAGAGAGGCCUGACAUUCUCUUGUGGGGGGUGGAUUCUUUCUGUCUUCGUGUUUUCUUUAAUUUUCAAUGUGAGUUGAGCUUGAAUCCACAUCUCCUUGACUGUGAAUUGUGAUAUGCAUGGUUCUGGUUCUGUUACUACUUUGAUGCUGCUCUCUGGAGGGGGAGUGUUCUUGUUUCUUUAGUAUAAGGGUGGAUUUCAUUAUAUGAUCUGCAAUUAUGCAUACUUACAAGGAAUUCUGCGAUUUAUCAAUUCCUCAACUACAAUUCAAUCUGAUGAGGAGGAUUUGUAGGAGAAUUUUAUGUCUGAUUGGUGGCUUAAUUCUGCAGAUAAGAGAGCUAGAAUGAAAUUUGCUUCAACUUGGUCACAGUGCCCAAGUACUCUAUUAGUGUUUGCAAGCCUCUGCAAAGGACAGAAGCAUGUAUUUAAAGUACACCAAGUGAACAUUAUUUUAUCAAACCAAUCUUGAUGAAAAUAUAUCAAUUGCUGCUUCAGAUAAAGAGGAGAAUGAAAUAGCUGCCAUGUGGAAUGGUGGAUAACCAUAUUUUUAUGGCAAAUAUGUGAGACUUUAUUAGGACUCAACUGCAUGACAUGCGGUUUCAGAGUACAAAUUACUUGGGUUCUUCUGAGUUGAGUCAGUUAUAUGCAUGCGGAUAUUUAGAUCUAGGAUGUGCGAUAGAACUUCAGAAAACACUAUGGAGCAUGGCUUGUGUGUAUGCUAUUCUAUUUGAUCAGCAAUCAUUAAUUGCGAUUUUUUGUUCAUAUGUUCUGAAAAUAUAUAAAUCAUCUGCUAAUCAUAAUAAAACUUCUAUUGGAUAUUGAACAGAAUACUAGUGGUGGAUAUUUAUUAUGCUUGGAAGGGCUCAAGUGAUCCCUUGACUACAAUUCAAUAUGAUGAAGUUAGUUUCGACAUGUAUAACAACUCGAGCAAUGGCUGAUAAACAUGAUUUUUAUGGCAAAUUGUGACUUGGGGACUCAACUGCAUGAUGGUUUGAGCUUACAAAUCACUUGGUUUCAACUUUCAACUUGAUGUGAUGGUUUUUAAAUUUUGUAUGAGUGGAAGUGAAAUUUUCCUUAUUUUUGGAGUUGAAUUGAUUUCCUUAAUUUGCUUAUUUUUCUCCACAGUUAAUGUCAUGAGUUUUUCUUUUGCAAAAGAGUUAAUAUUCCAAUCAAGUCUUUGAUGAAGCUUUGGGUGGGAGUACUGUGUUUUUUCAUUAACUGCAUAGGAGGACUGAAGCUUGAAUUUCAAUUAGAGCACCAAAGGAAUGAGACGUGGACAAGCAUGACUUGUUAUUGUGGGAAGGGCUAGGACUUGGCGGAGGUGACGGUGUUGGAAAUUGGCACACAGGAACAAUGAUAAUAAAAAGGUUCUUCUUGGACUUGGAGGUGGUCACUAUGGAUAUUAAUUAUUCUGAGUUUUAAAAGUUGGCAAAAGAGUGCCAUCACAAGUUUUUUAGCAGAGCAAAAUAUACAAGUCGGGGGGAAGCCUUCCGACUUCUUUUAACAUGAGCACGUUCCUUCGAAUUACUAUAGCUUCUGCUAUUAUUUUCAUUCAUGAAUUAAGAUAUAUGUUCAAUUGUACGGUCAUUUUACACCGAUAGUAAAUGUAUUCUGGAAGUAUUUUGACAAGCAUUUGGUUGAAUUUUUUGAAGAAGAAAAGGUGAAGAAAUUGAAGCUCUGUUAUAGCCAAAGGAUUGGGGGAUUGCUAUGGCAGGAACUUUCUGUGAAUUGUGACAUGGAAACACUUGUAAGAAGAUUAAUGCACUAAAUAAACACAAAAGCAUCAUUACUAUUAAA
Molecule: messenger RNA, 5121 nt
Organism: Dioscorea cayenensis subsp. rotundata (Guinea yam)
Lineage: Eukaryota; Viridiplantae; Streptophyta; Magnoliopsida; Dioscoreales; Dioscoreaceae
Product: putative disease resistance protein RGA3
Exons: 12
Coding region: 55-3195 (1046 amino acids)
Biological process (GO): defense response to other organism
Molecular function (GO): ADP binding
Source: RefSeq, a predicted model, not a curated record